CCGGAACCGGGACCCCCCAACCGGGACCGGCUCCUCCAGAACCCCCUGUCCGGUACCGAGCUCCCGGGCCCGGAUCGGGCCCUGCCAGCCCCGCCCGCAGCGCUCCCGGAGCCGGGCAGGUGGGGUCUCCCCGAUGCCGGACGAGCCGGGGGUGGCCCCGGGGUCCCCCCUGUCCCAGCCCCCCACGGGGACCCCCCAAAAAGGGGCGCGGCCCCCCCCGGGCAGCGACUCCGAACAGGAUUCGGGAUUUUCAGAUUCGGGCUCGGAGCACCUGGGCAGGUGCGAGGGAACCGACACGGAGGAGCCGCCCGGGCCCGGCCACGCCCACCUGGGGCCCACCUGCCUCGGCCACACCCCCCCGGGGCCGCAGCCCCCGGGAUCCUCUCGGGACCCGCGGCCCCUCCUGGUCCUGCUCCGCUCUCCUCCCGCCGCCGUCCCCGUUCCGGAGGGGACCCAUCCGUGCCACCACCCGGUGUCACCGGCGGAGCUGUCACCGUGUCCCCGGGGGUCCCCCCGGUUCACCGGGGCGCUGCUGGCGGCGCUGGCGCUUCGCACCGGAGCCCUGCUCCGCCAAAACCGGCGCACUCAGGGGGACAUCGCGACACUCCGGCGACACACCCGGCUGCUGGCCCGGGCCACCCGCGACCCCCGCGUGUGGCCCCGCCUUUGUCACCUGCUGGCCACCGUGGGACCCUCCGGGAAUCACCGGGAGCCUCCCGGUUUUGGGGAGGAAUAA
Molecule: messenger RNA, 736 nt
Organism: Cinclus cinclus
Lineage: Eukaryota; Metazoa; Chordata; Aves; Passeriformes; Cinclidae
Product: basic proline-rich protein-like
Exons: 4
Coding region: 134-736 (200 amino acids)
Biological process (GO): negative regulation of DNA-templated transcription; negative regulation of circadian rhythm
Cellular component (GO): nucleus
Source: RefSeq, a predicted model, not a curated record